UCAGUCAGCCGGCGGGCCGCCGGGCGAGCGGGAUGGAAGCGGAAGGCUUGGGCUGGCUUCUGGUCCCGCUGCACCAGCUGGUUUCCUGGGGCGCAGCUGGUGCCAUGGUCUUCGGAGGCGUGGUGCCAUACAUCCCGCAGUACCGGGACAUCCGGCGGACUCAGAACGCCGAGGGCUUCUCCACCUACGUGUGUCUGGUGCUCCUGGUGGCCAAUAUCUUACGGAUACUCUUCUGGUUCGGGAGGCGCUUCGAGUCACCACUGCUCUGGCAGAGCGUCGUCAUGAUCCUGACCAUGCUGCUCAUGCUGAAGCUCUGCACCGAGGUCCGCGUGGCCAAUGAGCUGAACCUGAAACGCCGGGUCUUUUCAGCUGCAGAUAAUAAAGAUGGAGAAGUCAGAGUCCCCCCCGGGCAGUCUUUUCUGGACUUCGACCCCCACCACUUCUGGCACUGGAGCAGCUUUGCAGACUACGUGCAGUGUGUCCUGGCCUUCACUGGCGUGGCGGGCUACGUCACCUACCUGUCCAUUGACUCGGCCCUCUUUGUGGAGACCCUGGGCUUCCUGGCCGUGCUGACCGAGGCCAUGCUGGGUGUGCCGCAGCUCUACCGCAACCACCGCCACCAGUCCACGGAGGGCAUGAGCAUCAAGAUGGUCCUCAUGUGGACGAGCGGCGACACCUUCAAGACGGCCUACUUCCUGCUGAACGGGGCGCCCCUGCAGUUCUCAGUGUGUGGGCUGCUGCAGGUACUGGUGGACCUGGCCAUCCUGGGGCAGGCCUACGUGUUCACCCGCUACCCUCUGAAGCCAGCCCCCCACGCGGCCCACCCCGCCAGUGCCAAGGCCCUCUGAGGUGGCCAGAGGAUGAGGAUGCGGGACCAGGGCUUCUGGCCCGGCCACCUGUGCCCCACAUGGGCAGUGGGCACCGCAGCCCCAAGGCAGGCCUGGCCGUGGGGGACUCACCUGGCCUCUGGCUCUUGGGUAUGGUGGGGCCUGGGGGCCAACGCUGCGCUCUGCCGCCCAGGACUCCACAAGCAGGUCUCCCCAGGUGGGGCUGCCGCGCUCUCAAGCUAACGGAAAGCAGGCCUCUCUUCCACUUCAGCUCAGGACACAACUGGGGAACCUGGGGCGCCCCGCGGGACACGGGACCUCUGGGAACCUCCAGGUCUUGGGCCCCGGGGCCCUGAUGUGGCAGGUGGGGGGGCCUGCAGCCAGGCCAGGGGGUCUCAGGAGGGGCGAGAUGAGGUGGGAGUGAGAAACAGCACCGGGGAGCCCGGAUCCCUGUCCGAGGGGCCCGCGGUCUCAGGCCGGCUGGGGUGAUGCACCGCAGCGUCAGGCUCAGCCAUGUGGGACGCAGGGCUCCGGCUUCCUCACUCCAGGUUGGCACCUUUCCAGGCCCUGGUGGCCUUGCUGCUCCACCAGCCCCUUCUGGUGAGGCUUCUGUGGACUCAAUCGCGUCUGGCCAGGCUCUGGCUGGCGUGGGCCCGGGGUGUUGGGAGGGGGGCCUGGGUGCUGGUGGGCCCAAGGCGCACCCAGGAAGGCUGGGGGCCCAGGUCCGGGGUUGGGCUGCCCCAGGCAUCCCUUCCCUCUGGGAAUCGUGCCCUUGCAGACACAGCCCAAGGCGUCCGUCUUCCAGGCCUGGAGGCGCCUGUGGGUCAGGGCAGGGGGCGGCGGGGCAGGCUUCUCAAUGCUGUGCAGAGGCCCCGCUGCUGCCCCCACCUUCUGCGCAGCCCUCUGCAUCUGUUGUGUCUGACAUUGGCCCUCUUCAGUCUACACAGGCAUCUCAGCCUCCCAGGCGAGUGUUCUAGACACUUCUGCAGGCUUCCCACAGGUACUUCCCCUCCUGCUGGGCGGAGGGCCUGUGGGGUCCACGUUCCCUGGGCUGCUACCAAAGCACCCGCGUUUGUGUGGUGGGUGGAAGGCAUGCGAAGCCGUCUCCUCCUCCUGACUUUUCCUCAAAAGCUCCUGAAUGUUUGAGGAUCCCGUGCAGCUCUCUGGCCUGCAAAAUGCUCUGAAAAUGUUUAUUUUUUAAAAUGAAAGGAGAUGUCUGUCACCGGGUGCGGCGGUGCCGUGCGUGCCCCUUGUGGGAGCCCUGUGGUCCUGUCAGGGUGACUUUAACUCAAUAAACUG
Molecule: messenger RNA, 2126 nt
Organism: Budorcas taxicolor (takin)
Lineage: Eukaryota; Metazoa; Chordata; Mammalia; Artiodactyla; Bovidae
Gene: SLC66A2
Product: solute carrier family 66 member 2
Exons: 5
Coding region: 33-848 (271 amino acids)
Biological process (GO): retrograde transport, endosome to Golgi; phospholipid translocation
Cellular component (GO): endosome; trans-Golgi network
Source: RefSeq, a predicted model, not a curated record